CUCGCAAGCGUUCCAGACUCUGGGUUGGGAUAUCUGGGUGCGUGGUGCUGUGGGCGGAUUUGCUUUAACUCUCCGCGACGAGAGUUUGGUAGUAAUCGGAGGAGGUGGAGUAAUCGGCUCGUCUUUUUGAUUGCUCGGAGGACGGCUGUCGAAGAGACUCUGUAGUCUGGCCUCCUUUGGGGGUCAAGGGCGGGGGAGGGUUUUCCGCCAUGUUGGUGAAGGCAAAUGAAGGCGACUGGAGCUCCAAGACUGUCGGCUCUACUGGCUCAAGUCCGCCAUAUUAAUAAAGAGAAGGAAAGGUUGACAUUGCUCCCUGACCCCCCCAACCCCCAGCCCCCCGCCACCAUCACCACUCUACACAGACACAAGCACACCCCUUAUUUCCCACAAUAGCUCGGUAGCCCGUCCCCUGACUUCCUGGCCCCUUCAGUGCCCUUAGGAAGAGUAGCAGCCAGCGCUUCAGAACUGGCUUAAGACAACACCGAAUGAGGGGGAAAGGGAAAUGCCGACCAAUUGCGCCGCGGCGGGCUGUGCUACUACCUACAACAAGCACAUUAACAUCAGCUUCCACAGGUUUCCUUUGGAUCCUAAAAGAAGAAAAGAAUGGGUUCGCCUGGUUAGGCGCAAAAAUUUUGUGCCAGGAAAACACACUUUUCUUUGUUCAAAGCACUUUGAAGCCUCCUGUUUUGAUCUAACAGGACAAACUAGACGACUUAAAAUGGAUGCUGUUCCAACUAUUUUUGAUUUUUGUACUCAUAUAAAGUCUAUGAAACUCAAGUCAAGGAAUAUUUUGAAGAAAAACAACAGUUGUUCUCCAACUGGACCAUCUAAUUUAAAAUCAAAUAUUAAUAGUCAGCAAGUACUACUUGAACACAGUUAUGCCUUUAGGAAUCCUAUGGAGGCAAAAAAGAGGAUAAUUAAACUGGAAAAAGAAAUAGCAAGCUUAAGAAGGAAAAUGAAAACUUGCCUACAAAAAGAACGCAGAGCAACUCGAAGAUGGAUCAAAGCCACCUGCUUAGUGAAGAAUCUAGAAGCAAAUAACAUAUUACAUAAAGGCACAUCAGAGCACAUUUUACCAACUGCCUUAAGCAAUCUUCCUUUGGAAGAUUUCAAGAUUCUUGAGCAAGAUCAACGGGAUAAAGUUUUACCAAUUCUCUAAAUCUAAAGCAGACCAAGAGUACAUUUCAUUUAAGAUUGGCCUUCAAAAAACUUGAUGCCCGUCAUUCAUUUAUUCAAAGGUAAAGAUAUUAAAGAUAUUUAAGGAAAUUAUGCCAAAAUUGGGUAUUUAAUAAAGUUCUACUUGAAGUAACAUUAUUACUAUAAUUUAUGAAGACUUGAUUACAAAAUUAAAUGGAAAUUUUUUAUUUAAAGAAUGGAAGUGCCUUAUAUGAGAAUUACAUGCUUAAAAUUUUUGCUAGGCAACUGUAUGCUCGCAAGGUGUUUUGUGUUUUUGUCUUUUUAAAUUUUUAUGAGUGUGUGUUUAAUUUAUAAUAGAAAA
This is a messenger RNA of Condylura cristata (star-nosed mole), 1498 nucleotides long. It is a transcript of the gene THAP2, whose product is annotated as THAP domain containing, apoptosis associated protein 2. Gene Ontology annotation, cellular component: nucleus. Bases 503 to 1159 code for a protein of 218 amino acids. The transcript is spliced from 3 exons. Lineage: Eukaryota; Metazoa; Chordata; Mammalia; Eulipotyphla; Talpidae. The record is from RefSeq and is a predicted model, not a curated record.